Molecule: messenger RNA, 1358 nt
Organism: Dinoponera quadriceps
Lineage: Eukaryota; Metazoa; Arthropoda; Insecta; Hymenoptera; Formicidae
Product: protein krueppel-like
Exons: 3
Coding region: 402-707 (101 amino acids)
Source: RefSeq, a predicted model, not a curated record
GAGAGAAGAACGCUGCGCGCUGGACACGCCGCUGUUCACGAGUAGAUGCGCGAGUUCCACGUAGCGGUGACGUUCCUCUGACAGACUGUUAGAUCGACGAUUUCUGUUCUCUGGUUCGUUCCUGAAGUGGUCCCUGCGGAGCCAACGUAGCAUCAGCUACGGCCCGAGCGCCGCUGACCGGCACCACUGUCCCAAGUGCGACCGCAGCUACAAGCACCGCAGUCACAUGACGCGGCAUUACAGAUACGAGUGCGGCACGCCGCAGCGUUUCGAGUGCCCGUAUUGUAAGCACCACUUGCGCCAGCGCACGCACGUGUGGACGCACAUACGCACGUUUCAUCCGAACAGCGAGCUCUACUGCAUCGACAUCGCUACCAACGCGAGGCUCUCUUGGCAUCGAAAUGACUAAAGGCGACCUUCUCAAAUGGGCCAUCAAGAGCGACGGAACGCGGCCGGCCGAGAUCUCCAUCAAUCGGCGCAACGGCAUGUACGAAUGUCCAAGCUGCCACAACUUGUACAAGUGGAAGAAAUCGAUGCUGGCGCACUUGCGACAUCGUUGCAAGCAGCCGCCGAGAUUCGAGUGCUCGCACUGCACGAUGAAGAAUCACCAGAAGACGCACAUUAUGCGCCACCUGCGCGUUCACCAUCCGCAUCUCAAGGCGUUGUUUUUCGACCGAAAGCUGGGCGUCUAUUUUCGGCCCCGAUAAAAGCAACGUCGAACGCUCGCCGAUACGAUUGUUUUUGUAUUUUAAUAAAACGAGCAGUUGGAUUGCCAAGCACCGUGUGGUUCAUUUGCGACCAGCCCUGUGCUUAACGAUCUGCUGCGAUCUACACCGAUCCCAGAGAUUCUACACAUCACUCAUCUCUUUUCUUCUUCCUUCUCUCGCUUUCUUUCUACCGAGGAAUGCGAAUGUGUGUUAAUCAGAUUCUCAAUCAAUUGCAGAUCAUCGCCGGCUACCGCAUGCUAGGCGGUACCGUUCAUCGGUCCCGUCAAUCGGUCAAUAAAGAUUCACCACAGAUCGGACAUACAUAUGUCCGAUUCGUCGGUCGACUGUAUGUUACAGUCGGUUUACCGUCUUAUAAAAUUAACAUCGCGCAACGUCGCACGCAUAGAUUACUUAUUUACGACGUGUGUACAGACGAAGACGGAGAUGCUGAGUACGUGCAAGGUCACGUCGCGAGGAGCAUCUUACAGAUUUAAUCAUUUUCGUUAUACGCUGCUUGUGCUGGGGAACCUGAUGGCGGCCUAGAUUGAACGGCCGAUGGUCAUCAAUAAAACUUUCAUCUCUCGCGCGCACUCGAGCAUGCUCUUCAGCAUCUUCGUCUCCGUGUUUCAGGGCUGCACGUGCUGCCGCCGU